CGGUCGUGGAAAAAUAAUCUCGUGAAUAGAACAAUUACUUCCUCGAAAACCGUUCGGUUCCCCCACGCGCCAAUAAUCCCUUCUUAAUUAUUCAUCAUCACCGCUCUUCAAUUCUCUCAUUCUCUCAACCCAUCACCAAUGGAACCACAAACCCAGCAACCAACCGAGGAUGGAGGAAGCAACAAAGCAGCCGGGAGUAGUGCUAACAUGUUUUGUAGGCGGAGCAGUACCAGGUGGACUCCCACUACAUAUCAGAUAAGAAUCCUCAAGGAGCUUUACUACAACAAGGGAGUUAGGUCCCCAAAUGCAGAGCAAGUUCAGAGGAUCUGUCUCCAGCUGAAACGGUAUGGAAAGAUCGAGGGCAAGAACUUCUUUUACUGGUUUGCGAACUACAAGGCUCGGGAGAAGCAGAGGAAGAGAUCCAUUUCGGAUGUUCAUGUGCCCAUGCAAAGAUCAGGGUUUGUUGGUAAUGGUACCAAUUGGAAACCUGAGGAUAAGUAUAUUAACUUCGGAUCUUCUGCAUCUGCUUCUUCAGCUGGUGUGAUUGCUUUUAACGGGCAAAUGGGGAACUAUGGUGGUUAUGGAUCCAUGAACAUGGAGAUUGAAACCCUUCCUCUGUUGCACGGUGAAGACAUUUUUGGCAACAUGAAGACUACUUCCGAU
Messenger RNA from Rosa rugosa (rugosa rose), 663 nucleotides. RefSeq names its product protein WUSCHEL-like. The annotation marks the transcript as partial. The transcript has a single exon. Lineage: Eukaryota; Viridiplantae; Streptophyta; Magnoliopsida; Rosales; Rosaceae. Gene Ontology annotation, molecular function: DNA-binding transcription factor activity; DNA binding. Gene Ontology annotation, biological process: plant organ development. The record is from RefSeq and is a predicted model, not a curated record.